UCUACUGAAAUGUCGUGACAGAGUCAAAAGAACGAAGACGAGGCAUUUGAACGAAAAGUGGAAACAGGAUGCUUUGUAUGUCAAGUGCAGGAUAAGUCUGCUCGAGCAGGGUUAGGACUUUGGUGACAGUUCGGUAUACGUCGAGCAAGAUAUGCAAGGAACGAAAGGUGUCCAUUCACGAAAACGAGGAACUCAGAUCCACAAUGGACAUCAAAUUAUCAACGACUACCAUUUUGGGAAACAGGAUUUCGACUUUGUUCGAGACAAGCAUGGUUCAGAGUAGUAGCCCUUGGGAGCACGCAGGGAGAGACUGCUGCAGCCCGAGAACGGUCAAGAGCUUUCCUACGGCAGCAAGUGUUGCAGCGAUGGGCAAAACCUAGUGAGUCACUCGAAGAAAUUCUGUGCUGAAUGUAAUGAUAAGCCAAAUCUGGUAUCUGCAAAGACAAACAAGACUCUCGCCUCCAGUGAAGCAAAUGGAACGCGUCAGAUCAACGCGUUGCGCGGCAGCCGAAGCUGUUGGAGCAGAUCAGGGCCUGCUUGGAACAGACCUCCACUCAGAUAACCCAACUGUCUUGAUACACGGAGCUGCAAAAUGAAGAGUCCCAGAUCAACAAUGUAUCGAGAGCUCGGGAGCACGAGAAACCCUCUGCCAUAUACGGAGCGUCUGGAGCACGGCCGAAUGCGCUGAUCUGACGGGAAAAAAAAACGAGAAAAGAGAGGGCUUCGAGCCACUGUCGACCGUCGACCGGACGAUCUGGUGUAGGGACCACAGACGAGCGAUCACUGACUUUCAUGAAGCACCACGACCCACGACAAUCACUUCUCAAGACUCGCGAGUACAGUUCCCACAUGCAAAGCAUGAUUCUGCGCCACCCGCAAAUAUCGGCCCCCGAGAUUCUCUCUGGCGAUCAUCGACGACCAAAGAUCUCCUCGAAGCCUCCCCUCGGAACGCAGCCGACAGAAUUCCACACCUUGCGAUCCACUCGCGUUUGUUCUCAUCCGCAGCUCGCCAGCCUUCCGAAACCUCGAGUCCUCCUCUCGUCCGUGCUAUCCAUCCCACUGGCCAGCCUCAAACAGUAUCUGCUGCUGCUGAGCUCUCAGUGUUCGGGCAACGACAUCGGACCGACUGACAGGACAUCGAUCGAUGUAGGUCGAAGGCACAGAAGGACUCAGGAUAAGCGGAAUUUGCCGCUCGAUUCGCAUGCGCAGGAGAGGACGAGCGCUCGAUGAUGCAGUGAACGCUGCCAUGCGCGUCCGAUCGUCGAUUCAGCCUCGACGAGCCCGGCAGUCGGAGACAGGGGACAGGGAUCGUCCGGGGACGAGGCCGUCUCGGACGGAGAGAUCGCCAACAUAGACUCGCCCGGAAAUUGCCAUCAUAGAGAAGGGAGGCGAGCGGGGUCGGAGGGCAGCGGGGGCGGGUUCCUGAUGGGGGACGACAAGAAUGCCAACAUGUCGAUCUCGCCCGAGAGGCGAGUGGUGGGGGAUCGCGAGCUGCUGAUGCAGGGGCACGUCGACGACGUGGAGGACCCUCUGAAGGCCGGGCCGCCCCAGACGUCGAGCUACAACGCCGGGCGCGAGGCGUUCAUCGCCGUUUUCCAGAGCUGGGCGUCGAAGAAGUUCAUGAGCGGCUGCGUGAUUCUGUUCCCGAUCGCCAUCACCUUCUACGUGACCUGGUGGUUCAUCGCCUUCUUCGAUGGCUUCUUCCGGCCCGUGUACAAGGCCAUGGGCGUGCACGUCUUCGGCGUGGGGUUCGUCACCUCCAUCAUCUUCAUCUUCCUGGUCGGAGUCUUCGUUUCUUCCUGGACAGGCUCGUCCGUCCUGUGGAUGGGCGAGUGGUUCAUCAAGCGCAUGCCCCUCGUCAAGCACAUCUACUCCGCCUCCAAGCAGAUUAGCGCCGCCAUCUCCCCCGAUCAGAACACCCAGGCCUUCAAGGAGGUGGCCAUCAUCCGACAUCCCCGCGUGGGCGAGUACGCCAUCGGGUUCAUCACCUCGACCCUCAUCUUGCAGAACGAGGACGGAGACGAGGAAUUGUGCAGCGUUUACGUGCCCACCAACCAUCUCUACAUCGGCGACAUUUACAUGGUCAGCUCCAAGGAUGUCAUUCGGCCGAAUUUGUCCGUUCGAGAAGGGAUCGAGAUUGUGGUGUCCGGGGGCAUGUCCAUGCCUCAGGUGAUCACGCCCAUCGACAGGAGGGGGAUUUCAAAUGAUAGAAGCACCGUGCUGGACCCCAGAUAAGCGGCAGCUGCACACGAUGUGUUUACAAGUCGAUGCUGUUCGGAGGUCCUCAUCGGACUAGCCGUGUUGCCCCUCCUCCGAAUGUUUACGACAUCUUACAGCGGAGUCACGAUGCUCUGUCGCAGGGGAGGGACAUCGAUGAGUACACUCAUCGGUGAGAAUAGAACUGCUAGUGGCUAAUAGAAUCAUCAUAUGCCAGUUUUGAUUUCUUGUAUAUCAAUUACUCAAUUCACCAAAUUCCCAUCGCAAUUGUCGAUAGCUACUCUGAGUGUUGAGGACCCCGUGUAUGGACUUCGCGGUAUCGCUUAUUGCCCUUUUGAAGAAUAUGUUCUUCUCGCGGACCCUGUGACAUACCUUCCUUCGUGACCGCUCGAAAUCUCAUAAAAGUCUACCUCAAUGUCUUGCCUGUACGCCCAGAAAUCCUAGUCUCAGAGAGUUAUGCGCAAUCGCAGUCCAGUCGAUCCUUGGAACACAGUGCACAGACGUUUGUACAAAUCUAAAUCUAUAUCUCGGCACUGGAUUUUGGACAUUUUCUUCAAA
Messenger RNA from Marchantia polymorpha subsp. ruderalis, 2775 nucleotides. The record is from the annotation of a GenBank genome assembly. Lineage: Eukaryota; Viridiplantae; Streptophyta; Marchantiopsida; Marchantiales; Marchantiaceae.